Cercopithifilaria johnstoni is the source of this 570-nucleotide messenger RNA. NCBI's taxonomy places the organism in Eukaryota, Metazoa, Nematoda, Chromadorea, Rhabditida, Onchocercidae. The record is from the annotation of a GenBank genome assembly.
AUGAACAGACUUCAAACUUUGAGCCACAGCGCGACUACAAUUUUUGCUUAUGGGACAGCUGCGCAAUGUCCCAGUGCUCAAUUUGAGCGGUGCACCAUCUCUGUUACAAGACUCUUCCACCUUUGGCCACAACCUGGAGUGAGCAGCAAGGAAACUGUGGAAUACGACCAGAGACCACCAGCGGUAGUAUCGGCCGUGCUUCCUUUGCCUAUCCCAGUGACGUUCACAACUACUGCGAUACUGAUAUCUUGCUGCCGCGCGACGACGCGACGAAGACAAAUGAAGAGGUGGUGUGGCACGACCGACAUCAAUUGUUCAGGCGUUGUCUAUGAGUGUCUAUUUGGUCGGUCGGGCGGUCGGUAUCGUGAUGAACGGGACCAGAAGAUGACAUCCUUUUAUGGAUUUAAUUAUAGUAAUAAGCUGGUUGCCUUGUUUAGAUCUAUAUCGAACUUUGCUGUGGACAAAACUUACAAGUUCAGGGCCAGUGAGCCCUGCACUAGCACUUUUUGGGUAGGAGUGAGUGAACUUCUCGACAGUAUUAUUCAAGUGCAAGUGAAACCUACAUCUUAG